Messenger RNA from Parus major (Great Tit), 2379 nucleotides. Its product is annotated as RNA-binding protein 4-like. Lineage: Eukaryota; Metazoa; Chordata; Aves; Passeriformes; Paridae. The transcript is spliced from 2 exons. The record is from RefSeq and is a predicted model, not a curated record. Gene Ontology annotation, molecular function: mRNA binding. Gene Ontology annotation, cellular component: nuclear speck. The coding region runs from base 784 to 1398 and encodes 204 amino acids. Gene Ontology annotation, biological process: mRNA splicing, via spliceosome.
GGGGGGAUGCGCGGAGUUUUGGGGUGUUUGGGGGCUCUGCCCUGCAGGAAAAGGGGUGUCAGAGAUUUAGGUGGAUUUUGGGGAUUUCAGAGGUUUAAGGUGUUUUUUUGGGGUGUUAGAGGUUUAAGGUGUUAUUUUGGGGUGUUUGUGGGCACGGUGUAGGAGGGGCAGAGCAGAGCUUUGUUUUCGGGGGGAUUUGGGGUGUUUGAGGCUCUGCCCUGAAGGAGCAGAAGCAAAAUUUGGGGGGGAUUUGGGGUUUUUGGGGCUGUGCUCUUUGAAAGGAUCUCAGCCCUGGGGGCCACAAUGAGGCUCAAGGUUUUUGAGGGGAUUUGGGGUGUUCGGGGCUAUGCCCUGAAUGAGCAGGGACAAAAUUUUGGGGUUCAUUUGAGAAGAUUUGGGGUCUUUAGGGCAGCAGCCCCAGGGACGCACACAGAGCUUUGGAGGCUUUAUUUGAGGGGUGUUUGGGGGCCCAGCCCUGGGCACAGGGACAGAGAUUUGGGGUAUUUAAGGAGGAUUUAGGGUGUCUGGGGGCACAGCCCCAGGGCCACACAGAGUUUGGGGAUAUUUCAGCGGAUUUGGGGGCACAUACAGCAGGAUUCAGGGUGUUUAUUUGGUGUUUUGGGGGGCACAGCCCCAGAGGUGUUUGAGGAUGAUUUCGGGUGUUUGUGGUCACACACACGCAGAGGUUCAGGGGAUUUUUGGGCGCGCACACAGCGAGGCUCGGGGGGUUUCUCGGGGGGUUCCGGGGCUCACCGCGGCGCUGUCCGGCGCAGGCGGGUCGCGAUGGUGAAGCUGUUCAUCGGGAACCUGCCGCGGGAGGCGACGGAGCAGGAGAUCCGCUCCCUGUUCGAGCAGUACGGGAAGGUGCUGGAGUGCGACAUCAUCAAGAACUACGGCUUCGUGCACAUCGAGGACAAGACGGCGGCCGAGGACGCCAUCCGCAACCUGCACCACCACAAGCUGCACGGCGUCUGCAUCAACGUGGAGGCCAGCAAGAACAAGAGCAAGGCCUCCACCAAGCUGCACGUGGGCAACAUCAGCCCCGCCUGCACCAACCUGGAGCUGCGCGCCAAGUUCGAGGAGUACGGCCCCGUCAUCGAGUGCGACAUCGUCAAGGACUACGCCUUCGUGCACAUGGAGCGGGCCGAGGAUGCCGUGGAGGCCAUCCGGGGGCUGGACGCCACCGCCGCGGCCGCCGCCGCGUCCUCCACGUAUUACACCCGGGACAGGAGCCCCCUGCGCCGCACGGCCGCCGCGGCCAGCACCGUCGGAGAGGCGUACACGUACGAGCGUGGGCAGCUGUCGCCCGUCUCCUCGGUGGCCCGGGCGUCCCUCUACGACAUGCAGCGCUUCGGGCGGGACCCGUACGCGGACCGGGCGCGAUACUCCGCCUUUUGAGCCGGAGGUGAGCGCGUUGGCGGCUCUCGGCACCGCGGGAGGGCCCCGCUGCCGGUGGUCCCGGUUGUGCUGGUCGAGCUCGAGGCGGGUGACGGGUCCCAGUGCCACGGACAGCUCCCGCGGGCGUUAAAGCCCGACCGUGGCGAGGAGGUGCCGUGGUGAGCGGGGCGGCGCCGGUGUCGCUCUCACGGCCGUAACUCGCGCUCUUGCUGGGCCGGGCGCCGUCCCAGCACAGUCCCCAUGGGGCGGGGGGUUCCCACAGAGCCCCUGGCCUGGGGGCAGCUCCUACCCAGGUCCCGGCGGGCCGAGGGUCCCGGUGGGCCGGAGCCCCACCGCUGCUCCACGUCAGGACUCUGUUGCUGCUAGGAAGCCGCAGCUCCCCAGGGCUCCGGGGCUCAGCAGGGUUCCACAUCAGCCCCGGGGGCACCUGCGCCAACUCCUCUUUUCUCUUACAGGUAAGAUUUGUGCGGCUGGACGUCGGGGUCCCGUCGCACGCCGACUCGGCGCCGCGCGUCUCGGGCCGCGCCGGGUGCCUCCGCCGCCGCGUGCCGCUCCCGGGCCCAUUCCUUACGGACGCGCGGCUCGUCCUCAGCCCGGGCAGGAUUAGCUCAGCCCCUCCCUCAGCUCCCCCCGCCCCCCUGGGCAGGAUUUUGCUUUUCCAGGUAGUUUUGGGUCCCCACCCCGGGCUCAGGUGUGAGCACGCAGCCGUAGCCAUAGCCGCCCCCCAGCGCCAGCUUUGCUUUGCUUCGCCGCCCCCUCGCUCCCCCGGAGCUCUUCCCGAGUCGUCGUUUUGCCUUUUUUUUUUUUUUUCUUUUUUUUUUCCUUUAUUUUUUAAGAGGGUGGAUAAUCCAGUGGUAGGUUUUUAGCCCAACGCCGUAGCUGACCGGAGGCCGCCGCGCCGGCGGGGGUGGAAUCCACCGAGUGAUUUAGAGCCCCCCGACCCCACUUUCCGGUAAAAUAAAACUCAAAAUUUUUAACAAA